Messenger RNA from Pyrenophora tritici-repentis Pt-1C-BFP, 1095 nucleotides. Its product is annotated as Qor, NADPH:quinone reductase and related Zn-dependent oxidoreductase. Lineage: Eukaryota; Fungi; Ascomycota; Dothideomycetes; Pleosporales; Pleosporaceae. Gene Ontology annotation, molecular function: oxidoreductase activity, acting on NAD(P)H. The record is from RefSeq and is a predicted model, not a curated record.
AUGUCCCCCACAAAAGGCCAGACUGCCAUCAUCCAAUCCAAAACACCACCUAGGGCCUCCGGUCUUCCACUCGUCGUCGCGCAUGACAGGCCUUUGCCACCAUUACCCACGCCCUACCAUGUGCGUGUGCGAGUCCUGGCUGUAGGUCUGAACCCGACCGACUACAAAAUGGUGACCCACUUCUUCAUGCAAGGCAAUACUGCUGGCUGCGACUUUUGCGGCAUCAUCGAAGAAGCAGGUCCGCUGUCAGUGCUUGGUCUUGGCCUCCGAGUAUGCGGUGCCGACUUCCCGUACCGUCCUAGCAACCCAUAUAACGGUGCUUUCGCCGAGUAUGCUACAGCCGAUUCGCGCCAUCUGUUGCGCAUCCCGGAUGGGAUAUCAGACCUGCAAGCCGCUGCAAUAGGCGCCAUCGGCUGGGGUACCGCUGCCCUGGCCAUGUCCGACCCCACAGCUUUGAACCUCCCGGGACUACCCUCUCGGCCGGAUGUUAGAGGCUUGCCGGUGUUGGUAUAUGGUGGUGCAACGGCAACUGGAAUCAUGGCCAUCCAAAUGCUGAAGCUGUCAGGAUAUGCCCCCAUAGCCGUUUGCUCGGCCAGUUCGGCAUCUUUGUGCAUUAGUCUCGGUGCUAUUGGCACCGCAUCGUACACUUCGACUACAUGCGCUGAAGAGAUCAAGGCGCUUGCCAAAGGGGAGAAAAUCAAACAUGCCCUCGACUGUAUCACAGAUGUAGAGUCCAUGGCCAUCUGUCUUGCUUCUCUCUCGCGCAUUGGGGGCCACUACGCCUGCCUUGAGGCAUUUCCUGAUGCGUGGUUGACUCGUCGCUCGGUCGCUGUCAAGGUUGUCAUGGGUUUCGAGGGGCAAAAUGUUGAUGUCGAUCUCGGUCAUCCUGUUUACUCGCGCAAAGCUAACCCCGCCUUGCAUUCUACAGUUGCCGAGUGGGCGCGCGAACUACAGCCGUUGCUAGAUGGUGGGAAAUUUCGGACACAGCCUUUACAGGAAAUUGGGGGUAGUUUUGAGGGCGUUAUCAAGGCGCUGGAGAUGUUGCAGAGCGGGGAUGUCAAGGGCAAGAAGUUGGUUAUAACUAUAUCUUCAUGA